Molecule: messenger RNA, 1089 nt
Organism: Laccaria bicolor S238N-H82
Lineage: Eukaryota; Fungi; Basidiomycota; Agaricomycetes; Agaricales; Hydnangiaceae
Exons: 4
Coding region: 1-1089 (362 amino acids)
Source: RefSeq, a predicted model, not a curated record
AUGUCUGAGAAGGCUCAAGCAAAAACAGACACAUUAGGAUGUGCAACACCGCUUGCACAGGUCAUUCAUAGUGGGAUGAAAAUUCAAAUCAAGCAAAAUGAACUCAAGCUUUCUAUUAAGAAAAAUGAUAUACCAUCUGAUACGCUCCAACAACAACAACAUGCUCUUGCACGGGAGAUACAUUCCUGGAGGAAGACCCAAUUACGUGCAACUCCAGCCAUUGAGAAUCACAUUGAAGCAACCGACGUUCAUGUGGAAGCAGAGGAAGAACCCCUUUACCUUCCAUCAGAUUUUCUUCCUGAGGAACAUGGUUCGUUAGGGCUCACUACAGUGGCUGAGGUUGAGUACCAGCUGCGUGAGGGCGAAGCCAAUGAUGCUGUCACUUCACUAUGUCAGGCAAUCAUUCAUGGCAUGGUCUUACUGGAGAACAAGAGCCAACAUUCUCGCGGAGUGUACCAGAACAUGAGGGCGCUCACUUACAUGAAUAACGUGAAAGAUCGAAAAGCCGCAUGGGCUUCCCACUAUCGUCAUUCACGCAACAAAAUUCUUCACCUUGCUGGGAAAACUCUCCUGGACGAUUUCCCCCCACUGUUGGAUCAGGACAUGUUUGCGAAGAAUGCUGCAGGAGCAAGAGGGCUUGGUGAGGGAUCCAAAACUGACAGCUGGAUAUGGACCUUUGGGAAACUAAGAGGAAUGGGAAAAGAUGAAAAGGCAUCGUUCAUUAUGGAAACUGAGAAAGUCCAAUGGUGUCAAGCACGCACUGACAUGGAGCACUGGAUUGAGGAAGUUGAGAUCAUCAAAGAAGAAUUCCGUCGCUUUGUUCGCGGUUGUGAGAGGAUGGAAACAGUUUGGACCGAACUCUCAAAAUCCCAAGUUGUGUCGAAGAAAUAUGUGUUUGGUGAGAAACCACCUUCAGGAUUUAGAGCUUAUGCACCACAGAAGGCAGAUAUGUACCAGAGAAUGGCAACCGACACUCGAAAAUGCUUCUCAAAAGGUGGCGGUCAAUGGCCCUCAGCAAACGAGACUUUUAGUGAACAUGUACGCUGGCAGAGGCCAAACCUCAUGAUUGAUUGGAAUGGAUUGAAGUGA